Marmota monax (woodchuck) is the source of this 1453-nucleotide messenger RNA. Its product is annotated as keratin-associated protein 4-12-like. The transcript has 3 exons. The record is from RefSeq and is a predicted model, not a curated record. Bases 40 to 837 code for a protein of 265 amino acids. NCBI's taxonomy places the organism in Eukaryota, Metazoa, Chordata, Mammalia, Rodentia, Sciuridae. Gene Ontology annotation, cellular component: keratin filament.
UUCCUGGAAACACCCCCAGAACCUCCAGUCUCUGACACCAUGUGCAACUCCUCUUGUGGCUCCUGCUGCUCUGGCCAGGGCUGUGACUGCUGCCAGCCCAGGUGCUGCCAGACCACCUGCUGCAGGACCACCUGCUGCCGCCCCAGCUGCUGCAGCUCCUGCUGUGGUGGGGGCAGCAGUGGCUGUGGCUCCUGCUGCUGCCGCCCCAUCUGCUGCAGGACCACCUGCUGCCGCCCCAGCUGCUAUGGGUCCUGCUGUGGUGGGUGCAGUGGCUGUGGCUCCAGCUGCUGCCACCCCACCUGCCUCCAGACCACCUGCUGCAGGACAACCUGCUGCAGCCCCAGCUGCUGUGGCUCAAGUUGCUGUAGCCCCUGCUGUGGUGGCUCCAGCUGCUGUGGUUCCAGUGGCUGUGGCUCUUGCUGCUGUCGUCCCACUUGCUGCUGUCGUCCCACUUGCUGUUGUCGUCCCACUUGCUGCCAGACCACCUGCUGCCGCCCCAGCUGCUGUGUGUCCACCUGCUGCCGUAAUCAGUGCUGCCAGACCACCUGCUGCAGGACCACCUGCUGCCGCCCCAGCUGCUGCAGGCCCUGCUGUGUGUCCAGCUGCUGCCGCCCCUCUUGCUCUGGUGGGUCCAGCUGCUGUGGCUCCAGCUGCUGCCGCCCCUGCUGCUGCAUCUCCAGCUGCUGCCGCCCCUCCUGUGACUCCUGCUGCUGCCAGACCUGCUGCCGCCUGCGUCCAGUCUGUGGCAAUGUCUCCUGCCACACCACUUGCUAUCGGCCCACCUGUGUCAUCUCCACCUGCCCCCGCCCCAUGUGCUGUGCCAUCCCUGACUGCUGAUCUCUUUCUGGAAAGCCUAUCACAUGGUGGAUGCCUUCAUUAGACACAUAAAAUACAUGGCCAGCCACUUACGGGGAAAAUAAGACUCUUGCCUGUCAACACUUCCUCAGACAGGGCAUUCAGAGUUGCAUUCAGAUCCUUCAAGAAAUAACAGAUGUAAACACCUUUUGUAAAAGACUUUAACCCAAGCCCCAAUUGCAUCUAUUUUUAGACAAGCAAUGCCUUCCACUUAAGUGUACACUAAUUGUGAUGAUCUCACAUAGUGUUGUUUCUGUGUAUUCUCAAUAAACAGCCACUUCCUAAUAUUGAAAUCUCCUGGUUUGUUGUGGUGAGCCGCUUCUGCCUUUUCUGCAGAUUAUGGUCGCCAUUACAAGAUGACGCUGGCUCCGCUGUGGUCUGUGACAAACAACUCCUUAUCUGGGAGAGUUGGCACAUGAUUUUUCACCACCCUGUACACCACCCUGUGAGAAAGCUCCACGCGGCAGCUUUGCAUUGGGGCUUGGGAUGCUUUAUUAAGGCUGGGAGGGGCAUCCGAGAGAGAGAAGAAGAAAUAUCAAGGGCCUGAAUAAACUGUUGAAAGAAGAUUCCGGAGUUGCGUCUUCCUUGCGGGCAAGGG